Messenger RNA from Sphaeramia orbicularis (orbiculate cardinalfish), 2084 nucleotides. It is a transcript of the gene dgat1a, whose product is annotated as diacylglycerol O-acyltransferase 1a. Gene Ontology annotation, cellular component: endoplasmic reticulum membrane. The transcript is spliced from 17 exons. The record is from RefSeq and is a predicted model, not a curated record. NCBI's taxonomy places the organism in Eukaryota, Metazoa, Chordata, Actinopteri, Kurtiformes, Apogonidae. Gene Ontology annotation, biological process: triglyceride biosynthetic process. Gene Ontology annotation, molecular function: diacylglycerol O-acyltransferase activity. Bases 169 to 1746 code for a protein of 525 amino acids.
AUAAACCAGACCCAUGAAGGCGGACUGGGCUGCGGACUGAAGGACAGAACCCUCCGCCCUGGGACCUGGACCUGGACCCGGACUCGGAUCCGGAUCCAGCUUUAAACAGAGACGGAGGAGACAAACGGAAACAGCCGGAGCAGGAAUGUCCCGCAGGUGAAAAACCGCAUGACGGACGCCGACGAAAUGAGCGGAGGAGCCGGGAUGGCAGGGCCCAGCUCCCGCAGGAGGAGGACCACCACGGCCCCCCCCGGAGGAGCCCCCCCUGGAGGAGCAGCCGGCGGGGGCAAGGGGAAGGGGAGCAAAUGGAACGAACCCCCACCGGGACCGGCUAAAGGAACGGAGGCCACGGCCGGACAGAAGAAGAGCAGCGGCAGGGUGGACAGGGAGGGGGGGGCACUGCCCCUGGACCCCCCCAGCCCCAAGAAGAGCAGGAGCGGAGAGGGAGGCAUGGACGACUGGCUCAGCUGUCACACUCUUCAGGAGUCUCUCCUGAGCUCGGCCAGUGGCUACAGCAACUACAGGGGAAUCCUCAACUGGUGUGUGGUCAUGUUGGUGCUAAGUAAUGCUCGUCUGUUCUUGGAAAACAUUAUAAAAUAUGGCAUCUUGGUUGACCCAAUCCAAGUGGUGUCCCUCUUCUUAAAGGACCCCUACAGCUGGCCAGCAGCCUGCCUUAUCAUCGUGUCCAAUGUCUUCAUCUUAGGAGCCUUGUACACAGAGAGGCGUUUAGCUGUGGGCACCAUCUCAGAAACUACAGGACUCAUCCUUCAUAUUUUUAACUUGACAUCCCUGUUGAUUUUUCCUUCAACCACUGUCCUCACAGUGCCCUCCAUGACCCCAGUGGGUGGUGUGCUCUCUUUAGGAAUCUACACAGUGUUGUUUCUUAAGCUGUAUUCCUACCAAGAUACAAACAGAUGGUGCAGAGAAAUCAGACGAGCCAAAGCCAAAAGACUGACACGCUCAUAUUCAUGUCCGUCUGUGACCCAGUCCAACGGUUCAGCGGUCCACAGUAACGUGUCCUACCCAGGAAACCUCACACACAGAGACAUGUACUACUUUGUGUUUGCUCCAACUCUGUGCUAUCAGCUCAACUUCCCACGAUCUCCUCGAAUACGCAAACGGUUCCUGAUGAGAAGACUCUUUGAAAUGCUUUUCUUCAUGCAGUUGUUGGUGGGAUUAAUACAGCAGUGGAUGGUUCCCACUAUACAGAACUCCAUGAAACCAUUCCAGGAAAUGGACUUUUCCAGGAUGGUGGAGCGCCUCCUGAAGCUGGCGGUCCCUAACCAUUUGAUAUGGUUAAUAUUUUUCUAUUGGUUUUUUCACUCGUCUAUGAACUUUGUGGCAGAACUGCUUCAGUUUGGAGACAGAGAGUUCUACAGAGACUGGUGGAACUCUGAAUCUGUCACAUAUUUCUGGGCGAACUGGAACAUCCCAGUUCAUAAGUGGUGCCUAAGACAUUUUUAUAAACCCAUGUUGAGGAAGGGGAUCAACAAGUUUCUGGCUCAAACUGCCGUCUUCCUCGUAUCUGCUUUCUUCCAUGAGUACUUGGUGAGUUUUCCUCUGAAGAUGUUCAGGCUGUGGGCGUUUAUGGGGAUGAUGGCUCAGGUUCCGCUGGCUUGGUUUGUGGGUCGUUAUUUGAAUGGAAACUAUGGCAACGCUGCUGUGUGGAUCUCACUGAUCAUUGGUCAGCCCGUGGCAGUGCUAAUGUACGUCCAUGACUACUACGUCAUUCAUUAUGGGACAUAAUUCUGGACAAACACAACCAGAAACAUGCAUUUGUCAUGUUGUGUACACAUGAAAUAAACAGACACACAAACGGUGGCUGCUGUUAAUCCGAUAAGUAGACGUACACUUCAACAGAAACUGGCUUCAGCAGAAGGAAACCUACUAUUUGCACAAAAGAAAAGUGGACCUUUGGUGUGAUAGAUCAGGAAAGUACUUGAUUUAAAGGGAUGUUGUACGUAAGAGGAGGUGUGGAUAAGCAGACGGACCAGGAUAUUUCCUUCUAUGAUGAACCAGCUGUCAGUGGCCUUUAUUUAUACAUUAGGGUUAGAUUUAACUUCUGUGUUCCUGGACUCAAAAUU